CCUCUUAUUCACUCUCUUUUGUUUCUCUUUCUCUUCUUCUUCUCUCUCAUUCUCUACGCGAUCUCUUUCACUGACUUUCCAUUCCGAAUGUUUUCACCACAAAUAACUACAAAAUCCUUCUCUAUUUGUCGCAUUUUCCGUGUCUUUUGGGUCUCUCUCUCGAGGACCUCCGAACCUGUUCAUGAAAUUUUCUCACUCAGAUUUGAGCUGAAAAUUACACACUAGGUUCAGUUCAGCUUUAAGGAUUUCAUUAAUUGAAGUUUUUUUGCAAUAACUUCAAUAUCUGAUUCCUGUCUCUCUUAAGUUACUGCCUUUGAAUUUUGUAAAUCUCUAUUACUAUUUAAGGUUUAUGGCUGGAUCACGGUGUUUAAAAAUCCGUCUAAUGAUGUGAAAUGAUAGAACUUUUUGAACUAUUAUCAGUAUCCUUCCAAGAAACCUGGUUGUGAGAUCUCAAUUUAGAAAGUACAAAUAUGCCUUCAUGGUGGGGGAAAUUAUCAUCAAAAGAAACCAAGAAGAAAGCAAGUAAGGAAAGUAUUUUUGACACAUUGCACCGAAAAUUUAGAUUUCCAUCUGAGGGUAAACUAAGCACUAUAUCAGGAGAAUCACGUAGACGAUGCAGUGACACAAUUUCAGAGAAAGGGGAUCGUUCUCCAUCUGAAUCAAGAUCUCCUUCACCUUCCAAAGUAGCAAGGUGUCAAAGUUUUUCCGAAAGGCCUCAUGCUCAGCCACUUCCACUUCCUGGUCUGCACCCUUCAAGUGUAGGUCGAGUGGAUUCUGAAAUUAGUAUAUCAGUGAAAUCAAGACUUGAAAAGAGCUCCAAGCCGUCAUUGUUUCUUCCUCUUCCAAAACCUGCAUGCAUACGUUGUGGACCAAGUCCUGCAGAUUUGGAUGGAGAUUUGGUCACUAAUUCAGUCUUCAGUGAUUGCUCUGCCGAUAGUGAUGAGCCAGCAGACUCACGCAAUCGUAGUCCUCUGGCAACUGACUCUGAAACCGGGACUAGAACUGCUGCUGGAAGUCCUUCCAGCUUGAUGCUCAAGGAUCAAACUUCUGCUGUUUCCCAACUGAAUUCAAGAGAAGUCAAAAAACCGACAAACAUUCUAAGUAAUCACACGUCUUCUACUUCACCAAAACGGAGGCCUUUACGCAACCACGUACCAAAUCUUCAGGUUCCUCCCCACGGUGUCUUUUAUAGUGGUCCUGACAGUUCCUUGUCAAGUCCAUCAAGAAGUCCAUUGAGGGCAUUUGGUACAGAUCAGGUAUUGAACUCUGCUUUUUGGGCCGGAAAGCCAUAUCCAGAGGUCAAUUUCCUUGGAUCUGGGCACUGCUCUAGUCCAGGUUCUGGUCACAACUCUGGGCAUAAUUCAAUGGGAGGGGACAUGUCGGGACCAUUAUUUUGGCAACCAAGCAGGGGUAGCCCUGAGUAUUCUCCGGUACCGAGUCCUAGAAUGACUAGCCCUGGUCCAAGCUCUAGAAUUCAGAGUGGAGCUGUCACACCUAUUCAUCCUCGAGCAGCAGGAACGCCAACUGAAUCACAAUCAGGAUGGGUUGAUGAUGGAAAACAACAGAGUCAUCGUUUGCCCCUCCCUCCUUUAACUGUUACCAAUUCCUCGCUGUUUUCUCACUCUAAUUCUGCAGCAACAUCUCCAUCUAUGCCAAGAAGUCCAGCUAGAGCAGAUAGUCCAAUGAGCUCUGGUUCACGUUGGAAAAAAGGAAAGCUGCUUGGCAGAGGCACAUUUGGACACGUCUAUAUUGGCUUCAAUAGUGAAAGUGGUGAAAUGUGUGCAAUGAAGGAGGUUACUAUGUUUUCAGAUGAUGCCAAGUCUAUGGAAAGUGCUAAGCAAUUAAUGCAGGAAAUUCAUUUAUUGAGCCGUUUAAGGCAUCCAAAUAUUGUGCAGUAUUAUGGCUCUGAAACAGUUGACGACAAGCUUUACAUAUACCUCGAGUAUGUAUCUGGAGGCUCCAUACAUAAACUUCUUCAAGAAUAUGGGCAAUUCGGUGAACUAGCUAUUCGUAGUUAUACUCAACAAAUUUUGUCAGGGCUUGCUUAUUUACAUGCUAAAAAUACUCUUCACAGGGACAUCAAAGGAGCAAACAUACUGGUAGAUCCAAAUGGUCGGGUCAAGGUUGCAGACUUUGGCAUGGCAAAACAUGUUAUAAAAAACUCUAAGGGAUGCAGCCUUGCUGUGGAUAUAUGGAGUCUUGGAUGCACAGUUUUGGAAAUGGCUACAACUAAGCCUCCUUGGUCUCAAUAUGAAGGGGUUGCUGCUAUGUUCAAAAUUGGUAACAGCAAGGAGCUUCCAGCAAUCCCAGAUCAUCUCUCAAAUGAAGGAAAAGAUUUUGUUAGAAAAUGUCUACAACGUAAUCCACGUGAUCGCCCUUCAGCAAUUGAAUUAUUGGACCACCCUUUUGUAAAAUCUGCUGGACCUUUGGAAAGACCUAUUAUGGUUCCUGAAGCUUCAGACACUAUGUCUGGAAUUACACACGGAACAAAAGCUCUGGGCAUUGGACAAGGAAGAAAUCCGUCUGCCUUGGAUUCAGAUAAACUCUCCGUUCAUUCUUCUAGGGUUUUGAAAAGUAAUCCUCAUGAAAGUGAAAUCCAUAUUUCAAGGAAUAUAUCUUGCCCAGUCUCUCCCAUUGGAAGCCCACUUUUGAGGUCAAGAUCACCACAACAGAGAAGUGGAAGAUUGUCUCCUUCUCCUAUAUCUAGCCCUCGGACUGCUUCGGGUGCAUCCACGCCUCUCACUGGCGGCAGUGGUGCCAUUCCAUUCAGUAAUAACCUAAAACAGUCAGUUUACUUUCAAGAAUGUCUUGGAAGCAUGCCGAAAUCCUCAAACAGUGUCUACAUUAACGGCUCCACUCAUCACGACUCAAAUAUUGACAUUUUUCGAGGAAUGCAAAUUGGGCCACACAUUAAAUCAGAUCUUGUCUCCAGUGAAAAUGAUGUUCUCGGUAAGCAGUUUGUCAGGUCUCCUCAUGUAGAGCCGUAUGACUUUCAGUCAGUCUUGGCUGAUCGUGUUGGCCGGCAGUUGCUCGGGGACCAUGUUAAGAUUAACCCUUCGUUCGAUCCAUGUCCCAGUCCGUCAUUGCUCAACCGAACAAACGGUUUAUGACAUCAGGAAUCCGGAAUUUUGCUUGACCACUAAUCUGAUCAGCUUUUGAAGUUUCCCAAUAUACCGUCAAUUACACAGAUCGGUUCAUUGUUAUAUUUGUAAGGAUAUAAUAAUACAAUAAGGACCCAAAUCACUAGAGAGAAUCUGUGUAAAUAAAAUUGCAGAGGUGCAUUUUGCAUGGCUUCAAGUUUGAGCGGAGAUCAAUCUUUACAUAUGAAGUGCCACAAAAAUGUCACAACAUGAAACUUUCUGAUCUCAAUCAAAAAAGGCUCUCACUUGUUGGCCAAGAGAGGAACUCGUUUGCAUGCAUCAUCAUGUUCAAGAUGCAACAUCAACUUAUGAGAGGCCAGAAGCAUAGAUUUCUCUACGUGCUUAAGAAAUGACUAGAGUUAAUGCAAUGAAUGACAAAUGCAAUUUUUCGAACCCCAUAUAAUGCCAAAAAAUAGUUGAAUUGGUUCAAAACUUUUAACUCGUAGACUAUUUGUUUUGGGAAGUAAGACAUUGUUGUACAUAAGAUGGAAACUUUAUCGAUGGCAAAUUAAGGUUAUGUAAAAGCUCAUGCAUCUUAUGUUUAAUUGUUGGCUCAAAUGUAUUACUGUCAUUGUAUCUUUUUCUGUACAUUUCAUCUGUAAAAUCCAAGAAAUUUAAUCUUGUGAUCCUCUCAUUGGUUUGAUGUAUUUGGUUGUUACAAUAUUAGGCGACUUUACAAGUUACAACUAGAAUUUGUGAGUUUUAAGUUACUCUACAAUAA
This is a messenger RNA of Cicer arietinum (chickpea), 3861 nucleotides long. Its product is annotated as mitogen-activated protein kinase kinase kinase YODA-like. Gene Ontology annotation, biological process: protein phosphorylation; MAPK cascade. NCBI's taxonomy places the organism in Eukaryota, Viridiplantae, Streptophyta, Magnoliopsida, Fabales, Fabaceae. Gene Ontology annotation, cellular component: cytoplasm. Gene Ontology annotation, molecular function: ATP binding; MAP kinase kinase kinase activity. The record is from RefSeq and is a predicted model, not a curated record.